This is a messenger RNA of Alexandromys fortis (reed vole), 743 nucleotides long. Its product is annotated as N(6)-adenine-specific methyltransferase METTL4-like. The record is from RefSeq and is a predicted model, not a curated record. NCBI's taxonomy places the organism in Eukaryota, Metazoa, Chordata, Mammalia, Rodentia, Cricetidae.
AUGGCAGAUGGGAAACCAAAAUCACAGGUCAGCUAUCAAAUUCAGCAGCAUCAAGAGCCUUCCUGAAGUAGAAACCAGCCCACUUCUUCUGUCGACCUGGAUUCUCUUCAUAUGGAUGCCACAUCUCCUUCUGAAGCUCCUACUACAUGCUCUGCUCCUGACUCUACUUCUGUGCCAGCCAUUGAAAUGAUCACCCAAAAAUAUGCCUUCCGACCUGAGCUAUUUAAUGUCACCAAACCUUACAUAAUUCACAAAGAAUGCCAGCAAAGUGGCCAGAAUGAAGAUUUAGUGACUGGUGCUAAGCAAGACAUCUCCAUUUCUAUUGGGAAGAAGCGUAAAAGAAUUAUGGCUUUCAAUCUAGGUGAAUUGGAUGCCAUAGAACAUCAUGCAAAGAUCAGAGUGAUUUGGGGUGGAUCCGCACAGAUAAUCCAAGAUAAUCUCAAAAGCAGUGAUCUCUGCCCAGUUGUUGAAACUCAGCAUGGAAAUAGUGGCCACGUCCCAUUACCACCCGAUGCUUGCAACUUGUCAGAAUUAUGUGAGAUGGGAAGGCACUUGCCUACCCCCAAUGACAUGCCUCUUCAGACACUUCCAUUGACAGAAGAUGAUAUGUCUGUUAUAGAGCUGGGUUUAUCAUCACAGGUCAUUGAAAACAACUCUAGCUUUUCCAGAAUGAUUAAUUUAAUGGGACAGAGGUACCUGCUACCACCAAACAGCAGUUUUCUCUUGUCUGACAUUUCUUGUAU